AUGUCAAGUCUCAAAGAGAGAAAGGAAGCCUUUGUAUCUGGCUUAGAAGGUGGCUCUAUAUUGGAGAUUAAUGUCGUAACAUCAAUUGCGUUGACAAGUUAUCUAUGCGCCAAUUUGAUCAGUUACAAUGAUACACAAAACAUUCCAUUGGGGAUCGAUUUCGUCCUUAACUGGGUUGCUAUGCUUCUAUCAUUUACAUUAUAUUCACAAGAUAUCUAUUUAUUGACCACAUUAUGCUUAAUCCCAUCGAUUGGGUGGUUUCUUCUCAACUAUAAGAGGAAUUUAAAACAAAGUAAAAACACAGUGAAACAUACCACUAAAGAGGCAGUUCAAAAAUUCGAGCUUACCAAAAAACCAUUCCUCACAGCUUAUAGAAGUGGUAUGCUGAUUUUAACAUGCUUAGCCAUCUUAGCUGUUGAUUUUCAAAUAUUCCCCAGAAGAUUUGCAAAGGUUGAAACUUGGGGAACAUCUUUAAUGGAUCUGGGUGUUGGAUCAUUUGUGUUCAGUAAUGGUAUUGUUUCAUCGAGAGGUUUAUUCAGAGAGAAAAUGAAAGACAAAAAAGAUAAGGCCUCAUCUAUCAAAAAGAUCUUUGCUGCCACCAGAUCAGGUACUACACUUCUCAUUUUAGGGUUGUCUAGGCUAUUUUUUGUUAAGAAUCUAGAAUACCAAGAGCAUGUUACUGAGUAUGGUGUUCAUUGGAAUUUUUUCAUUACAUUGUCUCUACUUCCACCUGUUCUAGUGCUUAUCGACCCAAUUACUUCUUAUAUACCCCAGUGCAUACUUGCUAUGCUUUUUUCAACAGUCUAUCAAUUAUUUUUGAUUAAGGAUGAUAGUCUAUUAACCUACUUGGUCUUAUCAGAUAGGAACACCUUUAUCAAUGCUAAUAGAGAAGGUCUGAUAUCUUUUGUUGGAUAUUGCUCAAUAUUUUUAUGGGGACAAACCAUUGGAUUUUUUAUCUUGGGUAAUAAAAAGACUACUAACAACCUUUAUAAGUGUUCAGUCACUGUAUCAAGAGAUAAGAAAAACAGAACUCUUUGGGAUAGGCUAACAACUGUAGGCCCAUCUUUGGGAUUACUUAUUUGGUUCAUAAUCACUUAUGCCCUCUCAGAAGGGUUGUAUUUGAUACACCCACAAACCGUGUCAAGAAGAUUUGCAAAUAUGCCUUAUGUGUUGUGGGUUGUGUGCUACAAUACAGCCUUUUUGCUGUGCUAUUCUUUAGUGGACAAACUAUUUGGAAAUAGCUCCAACUUUUACCGGAUAUCUACCCUUUUAGAAGCAAUGAAUUGCAAUGGUUUAGCCAUGUUUUUAAUAUCCAACGUAUCAACAGGACUAGUAAAUAUGUGCAUUCCAACCAUAGACCAAAAUGAUAAAGUGUCAAUAGUAAUACUACUGAUUUACGCAGCCUUCUUGGCAAUGGUUUCAUUUAGUCUCUACAAACACAAAAUAUUUAUUAAAUUAUGA
Messenger RNA from Nakaseomyces glabratus, 1461 nucleotides. It is a transcript of the gene GWT1, whose product is annotated as glucosaminyl-phosphotidylinositol O-acyltransferase. Gene Ontology annotation, cellular component: membrane; endoplasmic reticulum. Gene Ontology annotation, biological process: protein localization to plasma membrane; GPI anchor biosynthetic process. Gene Ontology annotation, molecular function: glucosaminyl-phosphatidylinositol O-acyltransferase activity. The record is from RefSeq and is a predicted model, not a curated record. Lineage: Eukaryota; Fungi; Ascomycota; Saccharomycetes; Saccharomycetales; Saccharomycetaceae.